Molecule: messenger RNA, 1053 nt
Organism: Drosophila busckii
Lineage: Eukaryota; Metazoa; Arthropoda; Insecta; Diptera; Drosophilidae
Product: ribose-phosphate pyrophosphokinase 2
Exons: 1
Coding region: 1-1053 (350 amino acids)
Biological process (GO): purine nucleotide biosynthetic process; 5-phosphoribose 1-diphosphate biosynthetic process
Cellular component (GO): ribose phosphate diphosphokinase complex; cytoplasm
Molecular function (GO): ribose phosphate diphosphokinase activity; magnesium ion binding
Source: RefSeq, a predicted model, not a curated record
AUGCGCUUGAUGCUGGUGGCGGGCUCGUCGCACGGCCACUUUACGCAGCUGCUGGCGCGUUAUUUGGGCACGGAGCCGCUGCAGGCAACGCGCAAUAAAUAUGCCAAUGGCGAAACGCGCUUUGAGCUGCUGGAGUCGGUAAGCGGCGGCGACGUUUAUCUGGUGCAGACCAGCGCCGAUCCGGUGAACGAUAGUCUGAUGGAGCUGCUGCUAAUGGCGCAGACCUGUCGCUAUGCGUCGGCGCAGCGCAUAACAGCAGUGAUGCCUUGUUUUCCAUAUGCGCGGCAGGACAAGAUGAAGGGCUGGCAGCAGCCGAUCUCGGCCAAGCUGGUGGCCAAUCUGCUGCAGGCGGCGGGCGUGCAUCAAGUGCUCACCAUGCAUUUGCAUGCGCCACAGCUGCAGGGAUUCUUCGAUAUACCCUGUGAGAAUCUGAGCUCACAGCUGCUGCUGGUCGCCUGGAUACAACAGUAUGUGCCGGAUUGGCGACAGGCGGUGAUUGUGGCGCCGGACAAUGGCGCCGUCAAGCUGGCCACGUCCAUAAGCGAACAGCUGAGCAUACCGCUCGCUUUGCUGCAUAAGCAGCGCAAUUUCAGCAACGAAAUCGAGCACAUGUUGCUGGUGGGUGAUGUGGCGCACAAAGUGUCCAUUGUGGUGGAUGAUAUGGUGGACACCGGCAACACGCUGUGCUUUGCCGCUCAGCAUCUGCUCGAGGCGGGCGCUACCAAAAUUUAUGGCUGCGUUACGCACGGCGUCUUCACCGGCCAGUCGCUCGAGAAGCUGCUGCAGGCGCCCUACGAACUCUUCGCCUGCACCAACAGCUUGCCGCUGCCCGAGCGCGUGCAGCGCGAGCGUCGCAUUCAUAUCAUCGAUGUCACCAGCAUCUUUGCCAGGCACAUACAAAAGAAGAACAGCCCCAAUUUCAUGAUUAAAAUGCAGCGCGCACCCACCUCCGAACUCUUUGAUGUCGACGACUUGGAAAGCAGCAAGAACGCCCAGGGCGAGAAGUCAGUGCAGACCCGACCACAUGGAACGCGACGCGUUAGCAGCAAAUGA